This is a messenger RNA of Scatophagus argus, 1227 nucleotides long. It is a transcript of the gene npm3, whose product is annotated as nucleophosmin/nucleoplasmin, 3. Gene Ontology annotation, molecular function: histone binding; chromatin binding; RNA binding. NCBI's taxonomy places the organism in Eukaryota, Metazoa, Chordata, Actinopteri, Scatophagidae. The coding region runs from base 117 to 614 and encodes 165 amino acids. Gene Ontology annotation, cellular component: nucleolus; nucleoplasm; cytoplasm. The record is from RefSeq and is a predicted model, not a curated record. The transcript has 5 exons. Gene Ontology annotation, biological process: chromatin remodeling.
AGUGAUGACGCGUCAGGUACGCAGAUAGUUUGCGACGCGCUUGUUAUUUUUUUUCCCCGCAGGAUCAUUUGGCUGUAAAGUGUUAACAGCAAAUCCGACUUCUGUGUUUCAACAAGAUGUCUUUUCAGGACGAUGAAUCCUCGGAUCUCGGACUUGCUGGCCAGUCAAAGUUGGAGAGCUUCCUGUUCAGCUGCGAGCUGUCGUCCAAAGUACCUUUCUACACUUUCCAAGGAGACGAAGAGGAGGACCUGGAGCACUUCCUUGAACUCAGAACAGUUUGUCUUGGAGAUGGUGCCAAGGAGGAGAAUAAUGUGGUGGAGGUAACAGCCAUGAACCAUCAAGGAAAGACUAUUUCAGUUCCCAUCGCCAACCUCCACAUCAGCUGUCUGCCCAUGGUGAGUUUGGGAGAGUUUGAGCUGAAAGCCCCAGUGACCAUCCGGCUGAAGGCUGGGACAGGACCAGUUACCGUCAGCGGGUUGCACCUCAUAGCCUCACAGGUCGGAGAUUCGGACCUGUCUGAUGAAGAAGGGGAAGAUGAUGAUGAGGAAGAGGAGGAGGAUGACGAGGAGGAGAUCACCCCCAUUAAACCAGCAAAGAAAAAGCAGAGGCAGUAGACGAAGGAGGUCACGGGUGGAUUUUUCGAGUGGCUUCACUCACGUGCUGAUAUGGUUUAAAAAAAAAAAUGCAGCUUUUUUUGUACCAGACGAAUACAUUUUUAGUUCUUCUUCCACACGGCCAAGUGAACGCUGAGUGUGGUGGCAGCUGAACGUGCUGUAGGAGGAAGGAACAUCACGCCGGACUCUGAUAUUCUCUCCACUCGUCGAAUCCUCACUGGUUUCAGCAGGGUAUUCAACUUUGUUUGAGACCUUCACUUAUACAGGAACUGUUUUUCUAUUAAAUGCUCCCCCAUUGUUUUAUACUGUAUGUGUUACAGUCACCACUGACAUGGAUUUAUUUCACCGAUGGUGGAAAACAUGUCUUUUACCACCAGUGGAUUCAGGUAUUGUUUGAAGAUACUGUUCUUGUAAAAAUAAAAUGCGUGUGUGUGCGUGUGUGUGUGCGUGUGCAUGUCAGACAAGAGAAAAAAGGCUUUCCAGAUGAAUUGAUUGCAUCUGAAUGGUCUAAUCAGAUGAUUUACACACACAGUUUAUUAAAUGUUUCAGAUGCACAAGAUUAUCUGCAUUUCCAGUUGUUUGUAGUUACAAAAUACAGUUUUUUUCUAUGUGA